GUUCAGUGGCACAUACGGAAAUGGAAAAUCAUUCCCUUUGAAGGAAAAGCUGAAGUGGAGCACUAAGGCUUCAACCACAGAAGUACAAAUUGGGCCCAUGAGACUGACACAAGAUCCAAUUCAGGUUUUGCUGAUCUUUGCAAAAGAAGACAACCAAAGCGAUGGUUUCUGGUGGGCUUGUGACAGAGCUGGAUACAGGUGCAGUGUUGCCCGGACUCCAGAGUCAGCACUUGAAUGUUUUCUUGAUAAGCACCAGGAAAUAAUUGUUAUAGAUCACAGGAACUCCAGAUAUUUUGAUGCAGAAGAUAUCUGCAGGUCUAUUCGUGCCAUAAAACCAUCAGAGCACACUGUAAUACUUGCUGUGGUUCCACGCAUAUCUGCUGACCAAGAAGAGACUUCUGUUCUUCCCCUUCUUAAUGCAGGCUUUGAUAGGCAAUUCAUGGAGAAUAGCAGCAUAACUGCUUGUUACAAUGAACUGGUUCAAAUAGAACAUGGGGAAGUGCGAUCUCAGUUCAAAUUACGGGCUUGUGAUGCAGUGUUUACAGCAUUAGACUGUUGUCAGGAAGCUAUAGAAAUAACCAGUGAAGAUCAUGUCAUUCAGUAUGUUAAUCCAGCCUUUGAACGGAUGAUGGGAUAUCAAAAGGGAGAGCUUAUUGGCAAAGAACUUACUGAACUACCAAAAAGUGAUAAAAAUUGUGCAGAUCUUCUAGACACUAUCAACACAUUUAUUAAAAAAGGAAAGGAAUGGCAAGGAGUUUCCUAUGCAAGAAGAAAAUCAGGAGACAGUAUCCAGCAACAUGUGAAGAUUACACCUGUAACUGGUCAAGGAGGGAAAAUAAGACACUUUGUGUCCAUCAAAAGGCUGCAUUGUACCAAUGAAAACAACAAACAGCUUGACAAGAAUCAUUGUGAUGAGAAGUACACAGAAGACAAUUCUCAGUCAGAACCCCAUUCUUUAAAAUGCAAGAACAGAAGGAAAGACUCAACUGAUGUUAAGUCAAUAACAUCUCAAAGUAGUGAUGCUCCAAGUUUACAGACUCGACGGUACUCUUCUAUGGCAAGGAUCCACUCAAUGACUAUAGAAGCUCCUAUCACAAAGGUUAUUAACAUAAUUAAUGCUGCCCAGGAAAACAGCCCCAUCACAGUAGCAGAGGCCUUGGACAGAGUUCUGGAAAUCCUGCGGACAACAGAACUUUACUCCCCUCAGCUAGGAACCAAAGAUGAAGAUCCUCAUACAAGCGAUCUUGUUGGAGGUCUGAUGACUGAUGGCUUGAGAAGAUUGUCAGGAAACGAGUAUGUGUUUUCUAAGAAUAUGAACCUGAGCCAUAGUCACCUUUCAGUGCCAAACACCAUCAAUGAUGUUCCACCCUGUAUUGCACAGCUCCUGGAAAAUGAGGAAAGCUGGGACUUCAAUAUUUUUGAGUUGGAGGCUGUUACAAAUAAAAGGCCAUUAGUAUAUUUGGGCUUAAAAAUUUUUGCCCGGUUUGCUGUCUCUGAAUUUUUAAACUGUUCAGAAGCAACACUGCGAGCGUGGCUGCAGGUGAUUGAAGCCAACUACCACUCCUCCAACUCGUACCACAACUCCACGCAUGCAGCAGAUGUCUUGCAUGCUACUGCCUUCUUUCUUGGGAAGGAGAGAGUUAAGGGAAGUCUUGACCAUUUAGAUGAGGUGGCUGCAUUAAUAGCUGCCACUAUUCAUGAUGUAGACCACCCUGGACGGACCAACUCUUUCUUGUGCAAUGCAGGCAGCGAAUUAGCUGUCCUUUACAAUGAUACAGCUGUAUUAGAGAGCCAUCACACAGCACUGGCAUUUCAGCUUACAACUAAAGACAGCAAAUGCAACAUUUUCAAGAAUAUUGAUAGAAAUCACUACCGGACAUUGCGCCAGGCCAUUAUUGAUAUGGUUUUGGCAACAGAGAUGACAAAGCACUUUGAGCAUGUCAACAAAUUUGUGAACAGCAUCAACAAGCCAAUGGCAUCUGAGGAGACCAGCUCACAUAGUGAAGGCAGCAACUGUGAAUGUACAGCCAAUAUAACAAAUUUUCCAGAUAACCAGACACUGAUCAAGCGCAUGAUGAUUAAAUGUGCAGAUGUAGCAAACCCAUGUCGUCCUCUAGAGCUAUGUAUCGAAUGGGCAGGGAGGAUUUCAGAGGAAUAUUUUGCCCAGACUGAUGAAGAGAAGAGACAGGGUCUGCCUGUUGUAAUGCCAGUAUUUGAUAGAAACACCUGCAGCAUUCCCAAGUCUCAAAUUUCCUUCAUUGAUUAUUUUAUAACAGAUAUGUUCGAUGCAUGGGAUGCAUUUGCACAUCUGCCUGUUCUGAUGCAACACUUGGCUAAUAACUACAAACACUGGAAAACACUGGAUGAGUUAAAGUGCAAGAGUCUCAGACUCCCAUCAGAAAACAACUGACACCAACACAAGAAAAACAGACCUCUUGAUAUACCAGUUUCACUGUGAAUCACUGACUUGGCUACAAGAGAGAUGGUGUUUCCUUUCCAGUGAAAUUAAGACUGUGUGGCAAGAAGGAAAUAUUUUAUUCAUCACUUUCAAGCUGCUCUGAAUCCUACAGGAAAAAUGUUUUCAAAAAGGCUACAUAAUCCACAGAUGAAUAAGUGCUCUUUGGAAAUAACAUUUUGUGUCAGAAAAUGUACGUCUGAAAUUGAUUUCUAAUACUGAAUAUGCAUUUGUCAAAUCCUGUAAUUGAUACAACUGUAUUCACUAACACUUCACACAGCUGUUUCUCAGAGGGGUAAUCUAGUCACCAGUACAGUAAGAAUAGGCUGAAAAAUAAGCAUAAAAACUUCCCAAUUACCUAGUAUAAAUUUGCUCCAAUUCUACUGAUACUCUUCAGCUCUCUGAAUCAUAAUUCUAAAGAGAAACAUACACAGUAGAACAAGUAAAGCUCAAUAAAUUGAAUACAGUAAAAACCAAGCUCUCCACCAUUUAAAAUGACCUUCUUAUUACAGAAACUAUCUCUCAGAGCACCACCCACUCUCCCUUCUUUCUUUUCCACAUAAAAUCUUGGUAGGAGGUAAAGUCCCUUAAAAAUGGCCAUAUAAUAGAGGAAAAGAAGCAUGUUCUGUAUAACUGGUGCCAUCCACACAUUCCUCUGCCAUCUUAGAGAUGUUACCAUGGAAUGUUUCAGCAAAUUUUACACAAAAACCAUUUAGGCACUUGAUCAACAUACUUUUUUAUAAAGCGGUGUUUGUACAUAUGGUCAUCAAUUUAUUAAGCUGAUCUAAAUUUUAUGAUGUCUAUAUAUUGUGCUACUUCUACGAUGAACCUGUCACUUUUAAAAAAGUUUCCAGGUUCUAAUUUAUAGCAAAGAGUAUUAUAAUUAAUUUGUACUGCUUUUUCCCUCCUAAUAAAAUGCUAGUUUGUUUUGUGAUGUAAAAAGUACUUCAAAGGAUGUAAAUAAGUUAGAAAUCAAACACAGUUUUCAUUAGUUUUAAGAUACGAAAUUUAUGCUAAAGCUUCCAAAGCACAAAUGCAUAUUUUUGUACAUCUCAUUUUAAUCACAUGCAGAACAUGAACACGAGUUCAAAUUUUAGACUAUUCAGUUAAUAAAUACUAGCAGAACUGCUGAUUUUUAAUACUGCACUCCAGGCUGCAGGCAAGAGCGUUAAAGCUGUGGCUACAGUUGAAAUAGCAGUCCACUACUCAUUAAAAGGAAAGCUCUUGAACAUGGUCUUUACCUCCCCUAUGCUAUAUCAAGAAUUGAAUCUGAUGAAGGAAAAAAAAA
Molecule: messenger RNA, 3743 nt
Organism: Athene cunicularia (burrowing owl)
Lineage: Eukaryota; Metazoa; Chordata; Aves; Strigiformes; Strigidae
Gene: PDE8B
Product: phosphodiesterase 8B
Exons: 22
Coding region: 98-2410 (770 amino acids)
Biological process (GO): signal transduction
Molecular function (GO): 3',5'-cyclic-AMP phosphodiesterase activity
Source: RefSeq, a predicted model, not a curated record